Cyphomyrmex costatus is the source of this 2355-nucleotide messenger RNA. Its product is annotated as L-asparaginase 1. Gene Ontology annotation, biological process: amino acid metabolic process. The transcript has 8 exons. Bases 27 to 1994 code for a protein of 655 amino acids. Gene Ontology annotation, molecular function: protein binding; asparaginase activity. NCBI's taxonomy places the organism in Eukaryota, Metazoa, Arthropoda, Insecta, Hymenoptera, Formicidae. The record is from RefSeq and is a predicted model, not a curated record.
ACAGUUGUAUACCAAUUCCUGACGUCAUGUCAGUGCGAGCAAGAUCAUGCGACACCAGCCAUCGGUCUUGCCAGUCGCAUAAAAGUCCUUGGAACGGUUUCACGCGCUUUAUGUCACGAUUGCCUAGCGGGUCAGAAGACAACAUUUGUGAUAACGAUAAUAAUGAUAAAAAUAUAAAAAGUAUCAGAAGAAGCGUCACCGGCAGCAUGGCCAAUGGUAACGAGAAGGAGGGUCACGUUCUGGUGCUCUACACGGGUGGUACAAUAGGAAUGAUGAGAAAUGAACAAGGAGUACUAGUGCCACUAGCCAAUGCAUUUGUAAAGAAUCUACGAAAAUAUCCACAAUUGCAUGAUCGCGAGUAUGCCGAAAAAAGAUUUGGGGCGAUGGGGCCGUUAGUUUUGCCCGUGACCGCAACUGACAGUCGUCGGGUUGUUUACAACGUAUUGGAGUACUCGAAUCUCUGCGAUUCCAGUAAUAUGACUAUGGAUGAGUGGAUUCGCAUUGCUAACGAUAUUAAGGAAUCUUAUGAACGCUUCGACGGAUUUGUGGUCCUUCACGGCACCGACACUCUCAGUUACACUGCGUCCGCUCUCUCAUUCAUGCUCGAGGCUCUGGGCAAGACUGUCAUUUUAACCGGUUCACAAGUGCCGAUUUUUGAUGCGAGGAGCGACGGUCUGGAGAAUUUUCUCGCGUCUCUCGUAAUCGCGGCGAAUUACAAUAUACCUGAAGUAUGCGUGUUCUUUGGUACGAACUUAUUGCGCGGAAAUCGGACAAGCAAGGCAUCUGCGACAUCCUUCGAAGCCUUCCAGUCACCGAACUUUUCAUCCCUCGCCACGGCGAACAUCAAAAUCGAAGUGGACUAUUGUUUGAUUUUCCGUCCAUGUUCUAUGGAGAAGUUCUACGUACACGCGUCGCUCAAUCGAAACGUCGGCCUACUUCGAUUAUUUCCUAGUAUCACGUCCGAUCUGGUUAAGGUGUUUCUUCAACCACCUAUCGAGGGAGUCGUGUUACAGUCUUACGGUACGGGGAAUGUCCCGACAAAUCGCGAUGACAUCAUCGAGGAACUUUACGCAGCAACAAAGCGCGGUGUGAUUAUUGUGAAUAUCACUCAAUGUUCGACUGGAUGUGUCUCAGAUGCGUACGAAGCUGGAAAAUUACUCCAAAAAGCUGGUGUGAUAUCGGGUUUUGAUAUGACACCAGAGGCCGCGUUAACGAAACUCGCGUACGUCUUAUCAAAGGAUUGGGAUACGGAAACCAAGCGACAAAUGAUGCAAACGAAUUUACGGGGCGAAUUGACCGCCGGUCGACCGCUCGCUAUACAGGACUGGGACCUGGUGGAAGCUGUUGCUAGGUCCUUGAGGUUAUCCUCGACAGUAGAACUUCAGGAGUUGGGAUCGAUCUUGUUUCCAGCUAUGCUGAACGCCGCAGUAAUGAGGCGCGAUGUCAUGAAACUCGAGUCUUUAAGAGGAUAUGGUGCGGAUAUUUCGCAAGCAAAUGCAGAUGGUCGAACGGCUUUGCAUAUAGCCUGUUGCGAGGGAGACAUGAAAGUCGUGCAACGUCUUUUAAAAAUGGGUGCGAAUGUUCACAUUAAGGAUCGAUUUGAUCGCACGCCUCUCACCGACGCGAUCGAAUACGAUCACCAUGAGAUCAUCAGGGUAUUACUACAAUGUGGAGCACAUCUUCACGGGGAUGCUGUGCUGAUCAGCGAGAGGAUGUGCGCGGCCGCGACUGUAGGAAACACGAAGCGUCUGCAGUCGUAUCUGCUGGCUGGAGCUGAUCUGUCGCAAAAGAAUUUUUCUGGACGAACGCCAUUGCAUUUCGCCGCUCUUCAUGAUCGCAUGGAAACAACCGAGUUUCUGUUAGAAAACGGCGCGGACCCGCACUGCGUCGACAUGCUGGGAGAAACCGCGGCGGAUCUUGCAGAGACUAUGCGAGCUGCGGGUGCUGCGCGUUUGUUAGCGCCUUUCAAGCAGAAUGGCGUCUGCAAUGACUAAAUUACAGCGCGAAUACAAAAUAUUAGCCUGUUCAUAUUUUAGAUUCUAUUAUACCAAAAUGUUACUUUAAGCAAGACUUAAAAUUCUUUAUUAAUUAUUAUUGAAAUGACAAUCUUUUAUUAGAUAUCCUAUUCAUUGCCAAAAAACGAUCUAAUUUUUUAUCAAAGUUUGAAUGAGGAUGAAGGAGCUACCACUCUCGGGUCCAGUCAUAGAAGAUAAUUAUUUUUAAGAAUAUAUUGUUCAGACCAUUGAAGAUGGCUCAGAGUGAAGCCGAAAUGUCUGAAUUUUAAGUAUUAUUUUAAUAAAACUAUUAAUUCGCACCAAGUGUGUACCGCUGUAUGACUCUCAUUAGCCCGUUUUU